Amoebophrya sp. A120 is the source of this 1126-nucleotide messenger RNA. The record is from the annotation of a GenBank genome assembly. NCBI's taxonomy places the organism in Eukaryota, Dinophyceae, Syndiniales, Amoebophryaceae.
GUAGCGCCUCGUCCAACUUCGUCGUGCCGCAUAAAAAGGCAACAGCUUUUUUUUCGCUGCAUCGUCAGUGACGAAAGUUAUUACCAAUGUGCUCAGUGGGUCGUGCGUGUACGUCUUAAGCACUUGGAUUCGAAGAAACCGAACGCACAGGUUGCACGAUAUUCGUGUCCCCCCGAUAUAACCUCCAACGAAAUUCAUUCGACUCCAAGCAUCAGGUAGCGAGAAGUUUUGUUUACUUAAGUAUCCGUAAGCAGAAGCACACAGGAGUAGUAGAGAAAACAUGCCACCAAAAGUGCCGACGAAGGAUCCGCGAGGAGGCAUCACGACAACGGUCGAGGUGGAAUGCUGGAAGCAGCGCCUGAAAUCCGAAAAUUCCAUCACCGCGGGCUCGUUGGCGCGCGACAUGGAGCGGGCAGGAGAUUUGAACAGGAAAAAUGUAUGGAUUGUAAAAAUGUCUGGGUCUGGAAGAUUUCUAGAUUUGUCAUGCAUAUUUUCCAUGACCCAUGAUGUCUCUGUCUGUCAUGCAUGCCUUAGCAUCACAGAUUUUUAGAGCGCUUUGUGAUGCCUCUACAGCAUGAGAAAUGACCUCUCCGCGCCGCACAAACUGGAGUCCUCUUGCUGGUCAUGCAAUACAAAUGUUUUCAGUAUCCAGAGACAGCAUCACAAGUUUAGAAUGUUCCAGACCCAGACACUUUUACAUUUGAUAAAAUGAUCUCUUGUACUACUACCGAGCAAAGGACGAGCCGGAUCGUCCCUUUGUGCAGUUCAGCUUGGACAAGGUACAGAUAGUACAUCUACAUUGCUUAUUUGUUGAUGUACAUAAGAUGAACUGCAGGUCGUGACAGAAUCAAAAAUCUCGUAGCCUUUAUUAAUUUCAACGCCUUUUGAUUUUUUUUAUUUUUUUUCAACAUGAUUGAUUCAGCUUCGAUCGGACGCGGGGUUUGACGUGAAGGCGAAGACGGACACCUUGUACCCGGAAUACACAAGACACAAGGAGGGCUUCAAAUCGAACCGCCCGGUGCGGACGUCGCAAGCAUACGGCUACUACGCCCCGCUGGAUCAGCCGAAGUACGGGUUUAACCGUACCAACGGCCUGGAUUCCUUCAUGGACAACUCGCACUUGUAA